CCUCCUCUUAUUCUUUGUUCUCAUUACUUGGAUUAAAUAUGCAACGUGAUCAGAACUUGGAACGGUUACGUUCUACUGUAAUGGAAUCUGGUGGGCGUGAAGAGAAGGUAGAAGUCAACCAACGCCAUCUUAUCGAUAAGAUUCUAGCAAGGUAUUCAGCAGAAUAUGUUUUAUAUAGAGAAUUGAUGCAAAAUGCAGACGACGCUUUAUCUACCAAAAUAGAAAUCCACUUUCAUUCAACAAACCAAAUGGAAAGUCCUGGAAAGUUACCCAAUCUGACGAGCAAGUGUCAUAGAAUCACCUUUAAGAAUAAUGGUAUGGCUUUUCGACCUGAAGAUUGGCAACGUUUAAAGCGUAUCGCUGAAGGGAAUCCUGAUGAACAAAAAAUUGGUGCUUUUGGUGUAGGAUUCUAUUCUUUAUUCUCUGUUUGUGAAAACCCAUUUGUUUUUUCUGGAUCACAAUGUAUGGCAUUCUAUUUCAAAGGGGAUCAACUAUUUGCCAAACGAGCUGAUGUGUCUGAAAAUGAACGUGAUGAUUGGACUUCCUUUUUGAUGGACCUGCGGGAACCUAUGGAAAUACCUGAUUUGGAUCAUUUUGCAAAGUUUUUGACGACAAGCAUGGGAUUUACGGCCAAUCUUCGGCAAGUCAGCGUCUAUUUUGAUCAUCAUCGUCUAUUCAAUCUCACCAAACAAACUGCUGAUCCUCGUGCAAUGAUUGUUGAUGCGAAAAAAGUACAUACCAGUUCACCUCAACGAAUGUUUACCAUUGUAGCUGCUGAUAUGCGCAAAAUCCAACUAGAUGCUGAAAAAUAUGUACCACCGUCAAUAUUCUCGCCUCUCACUAAUCUUUUAUCAACAAAAACAACAACAACGACUGAUGAAAAGAAGAACGACUUACCGACUGAAACUGCUAGUAUCUUUUUACGUGUCGUGACUGGCACACUAGAUGUCAAUGUACCGGACAAUUUUAUACGUGAAAUGGAACGAUCAACAAAGAAGAAACCACCCAAAACAACAAAAUUCCAACUUGUAUAUACCAGUAAAGAAGAAAUGGAUGCAUCUGAAAAUAAACAUCACAUAUUCAAGGAUCUUAUGCCCUUUCCUAACCAAGGUCGUGUUUUUAUUGGAUUCCCAACUCAUCAAACAACAGGGUGUUGUUCUCAUAUGGCUGCUCGAUUUAUACCAACAGUGGAACGUGAGAGCAUUGAUUUCGCUGAUCGUUAUCUUAGUAUUUGGAAUAAGGAAUUACUCUCUGUUGGUGGAUUAUUGUCAAGAUUAGUAUACAAUGAUGAAAUGGAUCAGGUGGAUAUGCUUUAUCGGGAAUUGGUUGGAUCGCCUACCGAAGUGGAUAAGACAAUCAACUACGAAAAUGAUGGUACUGGCAAUGCGAAAUUGAUGUUAGAACAACGUGCAGCUCAUACUCUACAUUCCUUCACUUUCCAACCUUCAACGCCAAGUGAUAUUGUCAGCAAAGUACAAGAAGAACGAUUUUAUCAAUCCAGCAGGAUCCCUCUACGUGUGAUGACCAGUCAUGGCGUACAAAUGGUAACAGUAACAAGAACUUUACCAGAUGAAACAUAUGUUCUUGGCCCAAGUGUGACAGAUUUACUUAAUGUGUUUAUCAAGACUAUUCCUACAACAACACCAAUAGUUCAAAAGGAAUGCAAAGAAGGGAUUCAAAAAUUGGCAAAGGCAGGAUUACUUCAAUAUCUGGGAAUGAUGGAUGUACUCAAAGAAUUGGACACAAGAUCAUUGACAAGUGAUGAAAUGGUGGCAUGUAUGAAAUGGUGGAUCGAAUGCAACAAGAUGAAUCAGAUGAUUCCUGCAACAACAUUACGGAAUUUAGAAACAACUCGAUCGAAAUUCUUUACGGCGGCAGUAGUAUCAGUUACUGAUGGAAAUGAUGAACAUCGACUUUUACAACUGGCAAAUGCGAAAUCAUGGACUAAUCCGAAACUUAUUUCUUUAACUAUGCCAGUUCCGGAAUCUACGUUACCUUUCUCUGUUAGCAAAGCCUUUACACCUACCGAUUUGACAACUUAUUUUGGUUUGACAGAAUUAUCGCUUUUAACAUGGGGCAGAUUUAUUUCCAACAAUUCAAAACUACAAACAUCACCUGCAUUUUCGGAACAAGUACUCUCUAUCAUUACUCGUGGAUAUAAUCAAUUAUCAUCACAUGCUCAAGAGGAAUUGUGCAGCCAUCUGAAAACCAAGACAUGUAUACCUACCAAAACUGGAAUGAAAUUACCUUCUGAUACAUAUUUUACUUCUGUUAAUUUGUUUGAUGACCUACCGAUUGUUCAAUUCCAACAACCAAGACAUGUGGGAGAUCAAUUACUGACGAUGUUGGGUGUUCGAAAGCACGUGGAUUUGCAACUUGUGUUCGAUCGAUUGAUUUCUGAUGGCAGUUGGUCACAUGUAGAUUUGGUGAAAUAUCUUACAUCAGUACAAUCAACACUUAGCAGUAUUGAAACAAGACGAUUAAAGGAAACCGCAAUUUUUACAAAAGAAGGGGAACCAAGUCGACAAAAAGAAGCAUCGCGACCUACUGGGAAAAUAGAUGAAGAAGGGAAACCCAUUAUGGAAAAAUACAUCAAAAAAGUUUAUCGACGGCAUAAGGCAUCUGAUCUCUAUGCACCUUUGGAAACACUGCGAAGUUUGCAAUUACCGUUAAUCGAUUGGAAAGGGACUGGACAUACAAGAUGGCGACAAGGUAGUGAUGAAGCAAAAUUUAUGGAAAUACUUGGACUACGAUCAUUUCCGCCGUUAUCAGAUAUUUUGCGACUGGCGUCACCACAAACCAAUACUGAUUCACAAUUGCAAAAGCGUGCUCUUACUUUCUUCAUUGAAAAUCAUCAAAAAUAUGCAUCGGAAUAUGAUAUCAAUAAAAUCGACAUCGCCUUUUUGCCCUGCUUGAAUGGAAAAACAUACGCAACACCCAAGAAUUGUUUUACAAACCGUGAAGUGGCUGUUUUGAACUUCCAAGUUUUACAUCAAGAUCUUAUUCUUGUACGGGAUAAACUUGGUGUCCAAGAAAAUCCUUCUCCUGACCAAUUGAUCCAAGCCUUCCAACAACAAGUGACUACAGACAUCAACAAGAUGAAAAGUAUCCUGGAAUAUAUGGCAAGUCGAAUGGGUGAUUUUGGAUAUUCACAUUGGGAGAAACUACGAAAUAUGAAAUUUAUACCUGUGGUGGACAAACGAAAAAAUCUCGCAACGGCAACAACAGCAACAAAACCUCUUCUUGUACGACCUACGGAAUGCUAUUUUGAAUCGGAUGAUGCCAACUUUCACAAAGAACUCUUUUUAUACGUCAACUUUGGUAGCUUGGCAAACUCAUUUUUACGCUCUUGUGGUGUCAAAGACGAACCUACGAUUUUAGAAUUAGCUUCAAUGUUAGUGAAGGAUCCUCAGCGAUUUUGGGAUUUAUGUGGUGGUGGUGAACGAUAUCUUACAGUAUUACGACAAAUUGCAGGCCAGUACUACCAAAUCAAAAAUCAUCGGGACUUGCUACAAGCUAUGAAGACUCAACGAUGCUUAGUGGGUGUUAAACGAAGUUCCAUUACUGAAGAUACUAUGGGUAGUGGUAGUGAUUCUGUACAAGCAUUAAACAAUAACCAUGAUGAUGAUGAUUCAACAGUGGAUGGUGCUAAGGAAGAAGAAUUCGUACAAUAUCGACUCGCUAAAGCAUCCGAUAUUUUUAUCAAUGACGAUACUAUGGGCCAACAUAUCUUUUCGCCACUAUCUGCACCUAUGGAACCCAUCUUGGAAGAAUUCUAUGCAAAUUUGGGCAGUGACCGAUUAUCAAAUCAAAUCAAAGAAACGUUUACUUUCCGGGAAGCUGUUGGUACUAGUGCCAGAUCCAAAGCUAUUAUGGAUGUUAUCUUUGAACGCACUGGAAUUAUCAUCUAUCAAAUGAAACAAGAUUAUCCUCAACGACAAAAGGAACUUUAUCGGGAUGAAAAUUAUAUCAAACGCAAUUUGAAGGUUAUCCAAGCUAAAGAACUUCGGAUCAAUCGUGUCUUCAAACACACUGGUGCAAAGGAUAUACAACCAACAACAGCCUGUGUCGAUAGAAGCAAGUUCAUCAUAUAUAUCUCUAGUACGGGUGAAAUCGACUAUUAUGAUGUUGCCAAUGCUCUUUGUUAUCUAAUAUUUACUCGUGUUCGAUUCAAUGAUGCCAUCAUUGCUGAACGAUAUCUUACAACAAGUUUGAAAAAUCUAAGAAGAAAAGGUGUACCUGUGGAUCGCAUUCUUAGUAUCAAGAAGACAGUGGAAAACGACCAUCAUCAAACAAAUGGUAUAGAAUCAUCACGACAGUCAUCAUCAUCACCACCGCAAACAUCAAUACAACCAUCCUUAUCUGCCAGUCAACUCGAUGAGUAUACGAAACAAGUACUACAAGUAUUUAGUGAUUGCCAAGUAGGUUAUAUUCGUCAAUUACUGAAUCAAGAACAAGAUAAUCGUGUGGAACGUGUUAUAGAAAAACUUCUUCAUCAAGAUUAUCCUCGAUCUCAACAACACGAAUCAAACAUUCAAGAAGAAAAACCAACUUCAACUGGUACUGAUACUUUGCCAUCAAUUACAGAAACGCAAAAACCACAAAGAUUAUUUGAUAGGAUACUUUCUUGGGGAAGACCAACGGUACCUCCAACCACUCCACCUCGCGACAAGGAAUCAUCAAUAACAACAGGAAAUACUGAACAACAAAUACCCAAAGAGGUUGAAACGAAACCUGGAAAAUCAAAACUACCAACUUCAACACAAACAAUUACACCAAACUACACAUCCAGCAUCCAGCAAAAUCUGCGUCGAGCGAUUCAUUCAUGCAAACCGUACUCUGGACAGGAUAUGUUCUCUCCACCGACCAUUAACAAAGUAGUGGAAUCGACGCAAUACUGUGACGAAACACCUGGACAGAAUUUGACACAUGUAGGACGCAUCAAAGGUAUCGAAUUCUAUGUACAUCGAGAUGUGGAAGCCGAACAAGUACUGACACAAUAUGCACAACCAAUUCAACGUUUUGUACACGUCGUGACAGGACUCGCCAAUCAUGUAUUUGAACUCAAACUCAACACACUUCACCUUUAUUAUGACACAGAAGGCCCAACCAUUGCAUUCAAUAAAAGCGGCAGUCUCUUUUUGAACUUACGAUAUUAUCUAGCACUCCACGAACCAACUUCUACUACGGAUCCUGCUAUCAUGCUAGCCAAACGAAAAGAAGCUCUGAUCUACUGGUAUAUGACCCUUGCCCAUGAACUUGCCCAUUCUUUUGUCCACGAACAUAGUGCUGAACAUGAAUUCUACUUUUCUUCCUUUGCUGAAACUUAUUUACAACCUUUGAUUGUCUAUAUGACCUCUUCUUUACCAACUCCUUCUUCUCCUUCUGGUACCCCUCCAUCAACCGCUCCAGAUAUAGAUAUGUAGCUCCGUUUAUAGUCAUUGUACAUUUGAAAAUAAA
This is a messenger RNA of Halteromyces radiatus, 5460 nucleotides long. RefSeq lists its product as uncharacterized. The transcript has 10 exons. The record is from RefSeq and is a predicted model, not a curated record. Lineage: Eukaryota; Fungi; Mucoromycota; Mucoromycetes; Mucorales; Cunninghamellaceae. The coding region runs from base 39 to 5426 and encodes 1795 amino acids.